This is a messenger RNA of Rotaria sordida, 810 nucleotides long. The record is from the annotation of a GenBank genome assembly. NCBI's taxonomy places the organism in Eukaryota, Metazoa, Rotifera, Eurotatoria, Philodinida, Philodinidae.
AUGGAAUUAGAUACAAUCAAACUUCAUCAAAUCUUACCGUUGUUUCCAAGUGAAAUUCAUGAAAAAACAAAAGAAAUUUAUGAACAAAUUCCAGAAACAUUAUUAAAAUUCUUAGAUUUAACAGAAAUCGUUAAAACUGCUGAAUGUUAUGAAUCUGAUUUACAUCAUAAUACAUACACUCCAAUAAGUCGAAGUGAAUAUUGGGCAAGUUUAUGUCAAGCUUCUAAUGCUCUUAUACCAAAAAACAUUUACUAUCAAAAUGAAAUCAAAAUUAAUUCAACACAUUCAAAUGUAGAUCGAUCGAAAGGAAAAUCAAAAAAGCAAGUUCACCGUUUAAUAUUACCUAUGAAAUAUAACAAUAAACAUGCAAAUAAUCUUCGCAUACAUUUACUUGAUUCAAUACGAAAGACAUUUCAUGAUCAACAAAUUAUAGAAAUAACAUCAGAUAUUCUUGCUGAUCAAAUUGUACGAAAAUGUUUAGAACAAUGUCCAGAUUGGGGUGAAAAACAAUGUAAAACUUCAUCAACAAUUGUUCGAUGUAGUUUAACUGAUGUUAUAGAACAAGAAUCAUCAUUAGUAAAUAUCAAUAUAGAUGUAUAUGCUCAUCUUAGAUAUGAAUAUGAACGAUCAUUUCUUCCUUGGAAAAAUGAUAACCAACCAAAAAUUGGUUAUGACUUAACUAUUGGAUUAAGUGGUAUAUCAAUUAAUUGCAUGACAUUAAUAGAAUUUUGUGAAUUAGUAGCUGAAAAUGAUGUUUUAAAUGUAAUUGCAAUCAUUGAAAAAAACCAAUCCAACAAUGAUAUCAAGUGA